AGGAGCACCGUUGAGUUCUCUCUCUCUUAUUUUUUUUAUUUUUUUUGUAUGAAAUACUGUUAAAAAAUAUACUCUAAUACUCCUUGUCUCUAUUAACCGAGACCAUGGGGAACGAAGCCAGCCUGGAGGGUGGAGGGCAACCCGGGGAUCCAGGCUCUGGCAUCUCAACGGCAGGAGCUCCGGGUUCCAUUUCAGCACCAGCGGGCUCUGGACAGCUCAUCAAGCCCAGCAAUGGAGCUGCAGUCGGGGGUGGAGCGGCGGCCGGACCCACGGCAGGGAUUAACAGCCUGUCGGGGAGACCCAACCAAAUUAACCCGGCCGGUCCAAAACCAUCGUCCCAAGUUGGCUAUGCUGACAGCAGAACAGGGGGUGGAGGGCGUGCCGAGCCCUAUCGGCUAGCUGCCCAUGAUAGCCCCAGAGAACAGAAGACCCAGGCGCCAGGGCAAGGUCAGGGGCAGGGACAGGGGUCCCAUCACUCCCUCCACGUGGACACCAGCGUGCGGUCAGGGAAGUCUCCCUCGGUCUCGCCCUGCACCACGCCCACAUCACCCUACUCUGUGCCCCAGAUCGCCCCGAUGCCCAGCAGCAAGGUGUGUCCCCUCUGCAAAACCACCGAUCUGACAACCCCCCACAACCAGCCAAACUUCAACACCUGUACCCAGUGCCGCUCCACAGUGUGCAACCAGUGUGGGUUCAACCCCAACCCACACCUCACUGAGGUCCAGGAGUGGCUGUGUCUGAACUGCCAGAUGCAGAGGGCUUUAGGAAUUGACAUGAUCACCACUCCACACUCCAAGAGUCAGCAACAGAUCCACUCGCCCUCCCACCAAGCCAAACCCCAGCCACAGCCCCAGCCCCAGCCCCAGACUCAGGCCAAGCCUCAGGCCCAACCCUCCCAACCCGCACCAGGGCAGCAGAAGCAAGCUGGCCCUACAUCGGUCAAUCAAACCGGGCCGCAUGGGGGGCCCGUUCCUCACCAAUCAAAGUCAGAGCAACCUGCCCAACGAGGGCCAACCAACCAGGGUCAGGAUAAGCAGGAGCCCACUGGGAGUAGGGUCCCCCAAGGGAUGGCACCCAGCCAGAGUUUGACAAAACCAGUUUCCCAUCCAGAACUGGCCAAAAGCUCUCCACAGCACCAACAAGCUAGACCUCCUGCUUCUCCACAGCACCAACAAGUUAGACCUCCAGGUACAGACCAGAACCAAGGGGUCGGAAGCUCCCCGGCCAGGGUGCCCGGUGGACCCCAGGAACCAGCGCAAGACGGCAUAACUGGGAAGCUGUUUGGGUUUGGGGCCUCGCUCUUAAAUCAAGCUAGCACUCUCAUUUCAGUGGACCCCCAGCCCACAGCGUCGCCCCAGCCGUCUCCUGCCAAAGUGACUUCUAGGGUGGUGUUCAGCGAUGCAAGUUCCGCUUCUGCCCCCAAAGCCCAGGCACCUCCGACAGCAGCCACCCAGGGAAAGCCUGGUAGUGGCCCUGCUCAGCAGCAGCAGCAGCAGCAGAAGCAACAGAAGCCACAGCAACAACAACAUCAAGCACCCCAUCAAAAGACGCAACAUCAGCCACAACAACAGCAAGCAAGGCAGGAGCCUGCACCCAAGCCCAAGGAACCGGAGAAGCCCAAAGUGGCGUGCCCUCUGUGUAAAACUGAACUGAACGUGGACUCCGGGCAGCCUCCCAACUACAACUCCUGCACGCAGUGUCACAUACAGGUGUGCAACAUGUGUGGCUUCAACCCGACCCCACAUCUGGUGCAGAAAAAUGAGUGGCUUUGCUUAAAUUGCCAGACUCAGAGACUGCUUUCAGGCAGCCUGGGAGAUGCACCAGUUCCUGUACCUCAGCCAUCUCCAAAACACCAACCCAUGGGCUCACCUCGACACCAGACGCCUCUUGGGACCAAUCAGCAGCCACCACAGCAGAAGGGACCCAAUCAACAGCUAGGGGCAGGGCAAGCGAAGCAGCAGAAACCUCCUACAACUCAAGGGAGUGCAUCCUUCUCCCCAGCAAAGCAUCAUGGUGUCCCUACGCAGGACAAGCCUCCUGCCCAGGCAAUGCACGGUGUCGUCAGCGAGGCGCACAAACAGCAGCAGGCUCAGGAGAAGGACAGGAUGCACCUAAAAACAGGAAAGGAGGCCGUGGCUCCAGCCGUCUCCAAAGAGACCAACAAACAAGUACCAAAGAAAGAACCUGAACACAUCACUGCAGUGCCCCAAGCAAAAGACGGCAAGAAAGCUACAGAGUCUCAUAAAGUCAAACACCAUGAAGAGGAUAAGAAGUCGAGUACCCAAGACUUGUCACGCAGCCCUCAGAGCCAAAGUGAUACAGGAUACUCGUCCGAUGGGAUCUCCGGCUCCCAGAGUGAAAUCACAGGGCUAAUCCAAGAAGAGGAGAUGAUCCUGAACAAAAGGGGGAUCGUUGAGCACAGCCCUCCCAGUCCGUCAGAACUCACCAAGCUGGAGAGCACCAUGCGGCCACUACUAGAGUCCAAGUCUGUCCCUGGCCAGGAACAGGGAGGGAGGGAGAAGCAGCAUCACCACCAUGACCCCAGGGAAGAGCAGAAGCAAAAGCAGAGGCCCCGCUCACUGUCCAUCACCCCGGAGGCCUUUGACUCAGACGAGGAGCUUGAGGACAUACUGGAAGAAGAUGAGGACUCAGUGGAGUGGGAACACCAGCGUGACCAGAGGGACAGCGUGAUUGAGUCAUCGGAUGACUUCAGCAGCAAGCUGCGCCAUGACUAUGUGGAGGACAGCAGUGAGAGUGGGUUCUCUCCACUCCCUGGCAGGCAGAGGAAGACGGAGCAAGAAAUUACAGAUGAGGAGUUCAUGAGAAGGCAGAUAAUGGAGAUGAGCGCCGAGGAGGACAACCUGGAUGAGGAUGAAGGCUAUGGUUACCCUAAGCCAAAGAAGAGCCACAAGCACAGCACAGAUUCAGGAAAAGAGUCAAAACGGCGCCUUCCUCACAACUCAAGCAGUUUGUAUGAAGAAGAAGGCAAAGGUACUGGAGAUGCCUACAAGGGUACUGGAGUAGAAGGAGAAGAAGACCUGAUGGCUUCCCAAGGAGGUCUACGACGCUUCAAGACCAUUGACCUGAACAAUACCAAUACUUUUGGUCGAGAAAUGGAGCUCAGCAAUGAGAAUGACCUCAGCCUGGACCGGGAACCAGAGCUGGAAAUGGAGAGUUUGACCGGAUCUCCAGAUGAGAGGUCCAGGGGGGAGUAUUCAUCAACUCUGCCCCCAACAACCCCCAGCUACACCUCCGGCACAUCCCCAACAUCAGUCUCCUCCAUGGAGGAAGACAGUGAUAGUAGCCCCAGCCGCAGACAAAGGCUGGAAGAAGCCAAGCAGCAGCGGAAAGCCAGACACCGUUCACAUGGGCCACUGCUGCCCACUAUUGAAGACUCCUCUGAGGAAGAGGAGCUGCGGGAAGAAGAAGAACUGCUGCGGGAGCAAGAGAAGAUGCGAGAGGUGGAGCAGCAAAGGAUCCGGAGCACUGCAAGGAAAACCAAGAGGGAUAAAGAAGAAUUACGUGCACAGAGACGCAGAGAGAGAUCCAAGACUCCUCCAAGCAAUCUCUCCCCUAUCGAGGAUGCCUCCCCAACGGAAGAGCUGAGACAGGCUGCUGAAAUGGAAGAGCUGCACAGAUCAUCUUGCUCAGAGUAUUCGCCUUCUAUUGAUUCAGAAGCAGAAGGGUUUGAGAUGAUUGCUUCCAAGCUUUACAAGUCUGGCAGUGAAUACAACUUGCCAACCUUUAUGUCACUCUACUCCCCAACUGAAAAGCCAACAACCACAUCAGCCUCCUCUGCCAGCAAGCCUCUGAAAAGUGCAGAGGAGGUCUAUGAGGAAAUGAUGAGGAAGGCUGAGAUGCUGCAAAAGCAACAGAAGCAGCAGACACAACAGCUCAAACAAGGGCAAGCAUACAGUAACACAUACCAGCAGGAAGACUUUAGAAGCACAGGGCAGCAGGACAGUGAUCAGUACCAAUAUGAGGAUAACUAUGGUUAUGGAAAAGACAUAGGGUCAUCUCAAACUGCAUACCAAAACAACAUAUCCAAGGCUGAGAACAUUUAUGACGAGAUCCUGCAGACAUCGCAGAGCAUCUCCAAAAUGCAGCAACAAAAAAUCAGUCAGAUGACAGAAUGCAGUACCAACCAGGACAAACAACUGUUAGAUACAGGGUCUGUCUUUGCUAAAUUGCUAGACCAAAACAGUGCUCCCCUUACUCCUGGGACAAGCCCCACUCAACUUUCGGCACCUGUCUCAUUUUUAGGGACAUCAGGGAAUGAACCAGGUGGAACUGGGACAAGGGGGAUCCCUGAUGUUCAUGUGACACAGCACUUCUCGAAGGAGGCGCAGAAAGAAAGAGCCAAGAGCCAAGGCUCGUCAGUAGGAGCCACCUCCACUGCAGUGACAACUAUAGCUUCUUAUGUCGUUUAUGGAAGGGAGUCAACAGCUACCACUCAGGUCAUAGCCAGUCAAACUGCAACUUCGUCUAGCUACGGACGUCAGUCUGCUCCAACUAGUACUGCUUCAGCCUUUGCAGGGUGCAAUCAGGGCUAUAGUCAAAGGGACAGCAUAACUGGUGGCAAAAGGGUUCAGGAGAACAGAGGGGUCCAGGCCCGAGACAGCUCUCAGGUUAAAACUGAGGCUGGGAGUGUAAAUCUUACAUCCAAAAGCUACUACUACAAAGGCUCCAGCCCCCCUAUUUCUCCAUCCUCCUCCCCCACACAGAGCCCCACCCACUCACCCUCCAGUGCUACCUCCCCAGUUAUAGCACAGGGCACCCAGACGCCACACCGGGCCAGCUCACCACGUCUUUUCAGGCAACAAUCCUCACAAGGCUCACCUUUUAUGGUUAUCACUCUGGGGUCCGAUUCGACCAGUCCAGGGAAGCCUUUGACUGUCAACUCUUCCACCUCUCCUGUGUCUUCGCCAACUAGACUGAGUCGUCAACAGACUCUUCAUGGUUACGACCAAUCUGCAAGUUCUCCAUCAUCGCCUCAGCACCAACAGCAACAACAAUCACCUCAGCACCCCUUAUACAAGUCACAGACUGACAGAGUAUCAUCAACCACUGCAAGUACCUAUAACCGUGGAUCUUUGUCUAUGGAGAAUAUCUCCUUGUGCAGAAUCUCCACUGUUCCUGGGACUUCCAGAGUAGAGCAAGGCCCAAGGCUACCCAGCGGGAGUGUGGUGGAUUUACGUAUUGCCACCAAGCCAUACCCAGUUAUCAUGACAGAUAAGGGCAUGGACCUAACUUCCAUUGCAACAGAGAGCCGCAGGUUCUCUCUGGGAUCUGAGGAAAGCCCUAGCCGCCAUUCUACAACUGUGCAACCACUCAUCAUGAACCUAAAUGCCCAGGAACAGCCCCAUGUGGCAACAUCAACGCCGACCACAGUUAGCAUCACAGUGGCAGCUUCCAUGUUCACCUCCCAGCCAAAGCAGCCUAUGGUUUACGGAGACCCCUUCCAGAACCGGGUAGACUUUGGACAAGGAUCUGGGUCUGCAAUGUGCCUGACACAGACCAAACAGCCUGCUGUUAAUGCCCAGGACUCUAUCCCGAAGAUAGAUGCCAAGCUGGAAGACCUUGGCAUUCAGCAGCAUAAACUUCAGCAACAGCAGCAGCACUUGCAACAACAGCAACAACAUCUGCAACAACAGCUGCAGCACCAUCAGCAACAGCAGCAGCAUCUGCAACAGCAACAAGCGAUGUUUUCUAGAUAUAACCUGGCCAAUCAGGUUCAACCCUUGGUCAAGAAAGACAUGAAGGUCAGCCAGACCAGUAGUGCCCAGACUAUAGUCAGUGUCAGUGCAAUUCCCAGGGCAGCACCUCUGCCUGAUCAACCAGUACCAGCUGUUCCAAUUCCUCCUGCUCCUCCUCUUGACCUGUACAGCAAUGUUAAUUUGGAAUUAAAGACUAAAACUCCUGCUGUCAAUCUUUUGGGUGUGAAACCAAAUGUUAUGAUGGUGCAAGUGGACAACGCCUCCCAGGGUGCCACCGUCACCCAGCUUGUGAAACCAGAUGAGCCCCACGAUGCCCUGGAUCUUACAGGGAUAAAGUCAGAGAACCAGGUAGCCUGCUGUGAUGUGGUCUACAAAUUCCCCUUUGGUGGCAGCUGCACAGGAGCCUUUUCCCAGCCACCAGAGAAAGCCUCUGUGCCAGUGGCUGAACUGCCACAGAGUAACCACCCACCUUCUGCUCCUCAGUACUAUGGAAACAGGAAACAAGAACAAAGCCAAGAGAGCUAUCAGUACCGUGAACAACCAGAGUCCAGUCAUGGCUUCAUGGAUGACCGAAAAAUCUACCCUCUACCUUUCACUGGGCGGCUGUCCAUGUCUGACACCAACCUUGCUGAAGCUGGGCUAAAUUAUUAUCAAAUAAAAAAUUAUUCCACCUUCCAUGGUCCUGGAGGUGAUCUAGCAGUUGACCUUAGCACAGUGAAACAGCCAUACAGUGGCAGUUUCUCAGAUGGAGGGUACUUGGGCUUGGGCAUGCAGUACGGCUCCUAUACAGACCUGCGGCACCAAGGUGACGUGAUGAGCCAACCCUUGCCAAUACGGCGAUACAACUCUAUGUCGAACAUCAACACAGAUUAUGGUUACUCCCCACGUGACCUUUCCAAUUUCCAAGAGUCCAGCCUGGCCCAAUACAGCGCCACCACUGCAAGGGAGAUCAGUCGGAUGUGUGCAGCUCUGAACUCAAUGGACCAAUUUGCUGGAAGGUAUGCCAAUAACCCUGAUCUACUGCAAUACGCAUCCACAGGAGCUGGAGGGGCUGGUGCAAGACUCAAUUUGCUCUCUGGUCAGCAAGGCCUAUCAGCCAUGAAAGCCAACCUGAUGUACGGCCCCAACUUUUCAGAAGGUCGCCAGGUUGCACAUGGCCAAGCCUUUAGUAACUUGCCGCAAUACAAUGUAUCUAGCGCUAGGCUAGCUGGCAUAAGGCACAUGUACCCUUCAGGUGUCAGAGCUGCUGAUGGCAUGAUCUACUCUACCAUCAACACCCCCAUUGCCUCUACCCUGCCCAUCACCACCCAGCCUGCUUCUGUCCUGCGGCCUAUGAUUAGGAGCCUCUACAGGCCCUACCCUCCAGGAAACACGACGACUGUACCAUUGGCCAGCCUAUCCGGGUUGCCCCUGGUUACACCCAGGAUGCCUCUGUCCUCCCAGGGACCUUACCGUUACCCUCCUCCCAACCGAUUCACAACAGCCCCAGUGACUGCCACCACCACUACCAAUACCACAGCCUUGGAUACACCUGUCUACCUGGGGAGGCCCUCAGGAAUGCCAGCAGCACCCAAUACCAUCAAUAUGGGGAUGACAAACAUGCAAGCUGGCAGAGCCCCUACAACAGCAAUGAUGGUGGGACAGGCAGUUGCAGCGCCCACCAACCAACAGCAGUUUCAGACGCAGAUGCAACACCAACAACAGACCCAGCCACAGCAUCCUCAUCAAACCCACCCUCAAACCCACCCUCAAACCCACCCUCAAGCACAGCUUCAAUCACAGCCUCAAUCACAGCCUCAAACACACCCUGAAAUGCACCCUCAGACGCACCCUCAAGCACAGCCUCAAUCACACCCUCAAACACACCCUCAAAUGCACCCUCAAGCACAGUCUCAAUCACACCCUCAAGCACACCCUCAAAUGUACCCUCAAACACAACCUCAAUCACACCCUCAAACACACCCUCAAAUACACUUUCAAACUCAACCUCAAACACAACCUCAAUCACACCCUCAAAUGCACCCUCAAACCCACCCUCAAACACAACCUCAAUCACACCCUCAAAUGUACCCUCAAACACAACCUCAAUCACACCCUCAAACACACCUUCAAAUGCACAUUCAAACUCAACCUCAAACACAACCGCAAAUACAUUCUCAAGAACAGCCUCAAACACAGCAUCAAAUACAGUCUCAAUCACAGCCUCAAACCCAAUCUCAAUCACAGCCUCAGCCUCAGGCAGCUCCAGAGGCCACUUCGAGCAGCAGUGUUGGCAGCAGUGGCAACAAUGGAGAGAAAGACAAGGAGGAGGAAAGGCUGCGAUGGCAGCAGGAGCAGCUGCUGCAGUUUGAGAGGGAGCGAGUGGAGCUGGAGAAGCUGCGGCAGAUGCGCCUGCAAGAGGAGCUGGAGCGGGACCGCGUGGAGCUGCAGCGGCACAGGGAGAAGGAGCAAAUGCUAGUGCAACGCGAGAUUCAGGAGCUGCAGACUAUCAAGCAGCAGGUGUUGCAGCAGCAGCAUGUCGAGAGGGAGACCCAGCUUGUCAUGCAGAGGGAACAGCUGGCCCAGCAGAAGAUGCAGCUAGACCAGCUACAGAACUUGCAGCAGCAGCUCCAGCAACAACUCGAGGAGCAGAAAAGGCAGAAGGUAGCAGCAGCAGCGGCAGCAGCGGCAGCAGCGGCAGCGGCGGCAGUGGCAGCGACAGCAGCAGCAGCGACUCCUGGGGCAGGAGGACAAGUAGGAGUAGCAGGGGGAGCAGUAGUAGGAGGAGGUGGGGCUCCCCAGGGAUUCCCUGUUGUCUGUGACCAAACAGGAAGGAUACUUCAACACGAAGUGCCACCUGAACUACAGAGGACCAUGGGCCAGAACGGGCAGUACUGGCAGCCCUAUGUGGAAGGUGGGGUAAUUCAAGGAGUAAUUCCUCCCAGGCCUCUGCCCAGUUCUGCUUCAGAAAUGUCCUUGAGGAAUGAGGAGCAUGUGGAGACACGAGGCAUGAAGAAGCGCAACUCUAUGCCUCGUCUAAGGGAUGGAAUGGAAUUUGAGGAGGCUCAGCACUCGGUGAAGAGGAUCGCAGACAGCAGUGCACAGACUGAUGAUGAGGAUGGUGAGGAGAAAUACUAUAUGUCGAGACGGAGGCGAGCCCGUCGCAGUGUGGACUGUAGUGUGCAAACGGAUGACGAGGAUAACGAGGAGUGGGAGCAGCCUGUCCGACGGAGGCGCUCACGAUUUUCCAAGCACUCUGAUUCUGGCUCAGAGAGCAAAUCUGAGUCUUCAAAGGGCACCUCCAGCAUUGCAAUCCAGACUAUCAGCGAUAGCUCGUGUCAGACUGAUCCUGACCAACUAGGGAGAGUGUCACCGGCCAUCCACAUUACAACGCCCGACCCCAAGGUUGAAAUUAUCCGUUAUAUCUCUGGCCCUGAGAGAACCCAAAAGGGAGAAAGCUUGGCCUGCCAGACAGAACCAGAGGCCCAGUCUCAAGGGGUGGUGAUCCCCCAGCUUACAGUCCCCACCACCAUCACUCCUUACUCCAACAACAUCCAGCUAGUGACUUCUGGACCACUGGAUCCUCAUUCCUCCCGGCUCCAAGGGUUGGCCAAGUUUGAAAAGAAGAAGCCCGACCCAUUGGAGAUCAGCUACCAGUCUCACCACCUUCACAAUGAGUCUCUCUCCCACCUGGUCCGCCAACCCCCCAAGUCUCCACAGGUUCUCUACUCCCCUGUCUCACCACUUUCACCCCACCGUCUCCUGGAGACCUCCUUCUCCUCCAGUGAGCGACUCAACAAGGCUCACGUCACCCCGCAGAAGCACUUCACUGCCGAGUCUCCCCAACGGCAGCAGACCCUGCCCCGGCCAAUCAAAACCAUGCAAAGGUCCAUGUCUGACCCAAAGCCUAUCAGCCCCACCUCCGAAGACCCUGCCAAGGCUAGGUUCUCCAUGUACCAGCAGCAGGCUCUUCAAAACAGUCAGCAGAGCUCCCUGGUCAGGAAGGUGAAGAGGACUUUGCCCAGCCCACCUCCAGAGGAAGCUCACCUCCCCAUCGCCACCCCACCGCUUCCUCAGAUGUAUGUGCCGACCCUGCCCCAGAAGGUGGGGCCCAGGUCGUUCCAGGUCACCAAAGCCAGUCUGCUGAAAGACAUCACCCAUGAGCUGAAGGUGGUGGAGCAGGAGUCCACCAAGCUGCGCAAGCAGCAGGCCGAGCUGGAGGAAGAGGAGAAGGAGAUUGAUGCCAAGCUGCGGUACCUCGAGCUGGGAAUCACACAGAGGAAGGACACCCUGCUGAAGGAGAGGGAACGGAGGGAGCUGGCCUACAUCAGGUGCAUGGGAGACACUCGCGACUACAUGUCAGACAGCGAGCUCAGCAACAUUCGAAUCGCCACCACGUAUGAAGGAAAUGGGCUUCUGACCAGGCCCACCACGGCUCCCAUGAAUCAGUUCUCUGAGUUCACUACCACCCAGUACCCUACCACUUCCUCCUUCGUCACCUACCAGUACCAGCCAACCCAGACGGCUCCACUGGGCACAACCACCUACCAGCAAACCGGGUUUCAGCCUCCUCAGUACCAAACGUUGACUAACACCCAACAGCAAAUGCCACAGCAAAUGCCACAGCAAAUGCCACAGCAAAUGCUACAGCAACAGCAACAGCCACAGCAACAGCCACAGCAGCAGAACACCUUCCAGACCCAUCAGCAAGCUCCAGCUUACAACACACAGAGCACUUUUCAGCCACCUAGCUUUGCCCAGAACCAGCCCUAUCAGCCUGAUCUCGGAGUGCAGAACCACCCAGGCUUUCAGCCUCCUCUGUCCUACCAAGCGCAGACCACAUACCCAAGCCAGACAUCCUACCAGCAUGGCCAAAAUGUACCUUUCCAACCGCAGGCUGAGAUCCUUAGUGUUCACCAGAAGCCACGGCAGACCUCCCUGGCCGACCUUGAGCAGAAAAUGCCCACAAACUACGAGGUCAUCAGCAAUCCCACUGUGGUUGUAACCUCCACUGUCCCUGAAGUCACCUACACCUCCACCACUGUGGCCAAUAACUAUGGUCAGUACAAGCCUCCUGAGACCACGCUGGCAGACCGGGUGAACGCUGUCGGAAGCCCCACGUGUGCCUACUCUUCUGAAUCAGUCUACACCAACCUGGAGCAGAACAUUCCCCGUAAUUAUGUCAUGAUCGACGACAUCAGCGAGCUGACAAAAGAGAACUCUGGCACAUCUUCAGAGAUGCACAAGCCCGAUACGCAGACCCACUCUUCCAAUGGGCGCCACGGGAAGGACCGGUACGAACUGAGCGAGAAUGGGAACUGCACAAGAGGCAGCUCCUACUCCAGAGCAGAGGAGGAAUCUGAGGAAGACAUGUACGACCACCAUGGCAGGGGUAAGAACAGCUGCAGCUACAAUCAGAGAAGUGGUGACAGUCAUAGCAGAAUGGGCAGCAACAGCAGUAGUGUGGGUGGGGGAUCCUCCUAUUAUUAUGACGACUACAAGCACUCCUCAUCACGCGACAAGCAUGGAUCCAGCAUGGGAGUCCAGAAGCAUUCCUCCAAGAACCUGGCCCCGGCAGUGGUAUCCUCCAAACGCAGCAAGCACAGAAAGCAGGGCAUGGAACAGAAGAUCUCCAAGUUCUCCCCCAUUGAAGAAGCCAAGGAUGUGGAGGCUGACAUGGCCUCCUACACCAUCACCCCAUCCUCUGGGGGCAGCUGCCACGUAAUGUCCAGGGCAAAGAAGCUCCAGGAUGAGAUCACCUACGGCCUGAAAAAGAAUGUCUAUGAUCAACAGAAGUAUUACGGCACGUCCAGCCGGGACGCCUACGAGGAAGACGACCGCAUAUACAGCAGCGGGAGGUCGAGGUCCACAGGCUACGGGAUGGACAAGAUCUCCUCAAGAGAUUCGGGCAACCACAGGAGCAAGUCCUACGAGAGGGACGCCAUGGAACGAUCCCAGAGGGGAAGUCAGAGCCGUGGCCGGCCCUCCAUGCGCUCCCAGAACUCUGAGGAAGAAAGCCCGCUAAGCCCUGUGGGUAAACCCAUGGGUGUCGGCCGUGGUCCUGGAGGGUCAGAGCCACCUGAUAGCCGAAAUCAAUACGGCUCCAGCCACUCCCUGCCUGACGUGCAGGAUCACAUCAAGGAUAUACCCAGAAACCACACCUACAAGCCUGAUGAUGCUUACAUCAUGGAUGAUCUGCAUUGUGCUGUGUCUGACAGUGAAGUCUGCUCGCCCUACUCACCGACGGAUUUGGAGAUUGACUGUGAUCUGUGUUUGGUUUCCAAAGCCUAUCAUUUGGGGCAGGAGGAGACGGACUGGUUUGAGAAACCACGGGAAUCCCGCUCCGAGAGGUCCCGGUACUAUAGCAGCACUGGCGGGAGCAGUGGGCACACUUCUUCGCAGAAGCGGGACCAUAUCAAGCACACGUACCAUGACUACGAUGAGCCCCCUGAUGAGGACCUUUGGCAGCAGGAUGACUACGCCCAGCCCCGCCAUUCCUCCUCCACAUCCCGGGACAGCAGGCACCACGGGACCAACUCUGGGAGACACUCUUCCUCCUCCCGCCAUUCCUCUGAAGAGCCCAGGUCCUCCAGAUCCUCCAAGCAGCAUCCCAAGGAUACUUCCCUGCGCCACGAGUCCAGGCAGCAGCCAAGCUCUUCAUCCUCCUCCAAGAGGAGCCAGCCUACUGACCAGAGAUCUUCGCAGGGCUACAACCCUUCAGAUUACUCACGCCAGCCCACCAGUCACCACCAUGGUUCUUCUGAAGGUCAGAGAUUACAGAAGCAGCCGCUGCAGUCCCAACAGCCACUGCAGUCCCAACAGCCACUGCAGUCCCAACAGCCACUGCAGUCCUCCCGGAAGCAGGACAUGCAGUCUCAGCAACCGCCGUCUUCAAGGCAACAGCCGUCAUCUCAGCAACCGUCGUCACGGCAACAGCAGCAGCCACCCCAGCAGCAGCCAGGAAGGCAGCCGACGCCUCAGCAACAACAGGGGCUGCAGCAGCAAGGACAACAAGCGCAGCGCACCCAGCAGCAACAGGCACAGACGUCAGCGACACGGCAACCGCAGAUGCCACAACAGCCUGCGCCUGCGCAGCAGCAGCCGGUACAAGCACAGCAGCAGCAGCCAAAGCCAGGCCAGGCUGCAGCCCGGGGUCCACAAGCAGGCCCUCCGCAGACAACAGCGGUGAAGACGGAAUCGGCAGAUGCUUCCAAACUGGCUGCUAAGCCGACACAACAGCCAGUUAAAGCACCCCUGCCAACGACCCCAGCAACUGGUAUAGGUUCAAAAGCAGUCCCAAGACCUGGGGGAGUGGGGGGCGCUGCUGCUGCUGGACAGUCAGCAACAGACGAGAGCGUGCUCUCCAAAAUCUUACCUGGGGGGGCCGCUGAGCAGGCCGGCAAACUCGGAGAUGCUGUGUCUGCGUUCGGAAAGAAAUUUACUUCAUUGUGGUGAGCAGCUAAGCAGUGGGAUUUCUGGAGUGGAUAAGGAGAAAGACUCCAGGCUUUGUACUGGAAAAACCUAUGAACAACCCCCUUGUGUAUUUCAUAUAAGAGAGAGAAACGUGGGACUCUGAGUGCGGCACCAACAGGGGAUUGGAAUCAAUGAUGCCCAGACAGCACUGGAGACCCUGAACAUGCACAUCUGUUGAAGAAGAGAGGCUUUUAUCGUUUCAUCAGGCAGGAGGACCGAGAGGACAAUGUCACUACUGCACCUUCAACCAAUAUCCAACAUGGGUCAGACAGGCUUUUGGAUGUGGCCUGCCACUGGCUGUAUUUUAGCUGAUUUAGGCAAGUUUUACAUACCUCUCUGACUGCACCGUUUGGGUUAGGUGUUGUCUUUAUAUUAAUAAAAGUGGUAUUGCUGUUAGUAGGGUGUUGCCAAGCACCUGUCCCUGGGCUGAAGUCAACCCCCAAUGACAUUGUGUCACCAGACAAACCAGGAACUGGGAGCAGAAUCCUAUGUUUUAUAAUGCUCUUUAACUUUUGCAGAAGUCUUCUUAGCAAUCUAAAGUUUGCAUUGUUUGAAAUAUCCAAGCUGAUCGGAAUCAGCCUGUACCUCGCAAACAGGUAAGUCUACACAAUUUAUUACAGUAACAUCUGGGAUAAACCCACCCCAGCUGGGUAUUUAACACAGAAAUCCAAAGGCACCUUUUCCAGCAGUUUUUGCAACUAGUGAUCUUGGACAGUGAAGAACUUGUUGACCUCCAAAACUAGUCUGAGAGCUCGCUGUGUGAUGAAUACGUACAUCUCCCUUCCCGUUCUUUAGGUUUAAACAGGCAGAUGGCUCUCAGCAGGUGCUGCUUCUUUAUAUCUGGAAAUACAAUUUGUUCCCUCUGACAAGCAGCGAACAUUGAGAUAAGAAAUAAGCUAUGAGUUAUUGGAGCUGUCUUGUGCCUUGUUAUCGGCAGGCAAUGAGCUCCAGAGAUGUAGGAGGAAUUGCUGUUGCCUUAACUGCACAACUCGAUGUUACACAGACUAAUUUGUGGUAGGUCUUGCUGACAUGUGGCCAUUGCCAGAGUCCCAGACAGGAGCCAUGAAAUCAAUCUAAUGGUACAGGCACAUACAGUACAGUGUCGGCCAGUCUACACAUAUUAUCAUGCAUGCAUGAUAAUAUGUGUAGACAGGAGUCUCCAGUUAAGGUAACCAAAGUUUCCUAAGAAUGGGAGUCAUUUUAAGAUAUCCAGCACCACAUAAUACUGAAGAAGAAAAGCUCCCUUGAGCCCCUGAAAAGAGACUAAGUCAUUUUUUUUUCUAACAAUCAGAGCUUGUUUAUUAGACCAAUAUUGAUUUUGAAUAGGGACACCAGUUGUUACUAAUGAAAUGUGUAUCUCUCUUUCAGAUGACCCAGAGAUGAACAACUGAAAGGAAACUUCAGAGCCAUGAGGAUGAGAUCUAGUGCAUGUGUUUCAGACCCAGACCCUAUGAUUCAUCUUCAUGGUGUAGAAGAAGGUCUGGAAGGCUGGUCUUCAGACACUCUUUGUGGUACAGAGGAGCCCAGGACUAGGCUACAGCACGGGGCCACCAUUGGGAUGCUAACAAGCUAAAGAACCAUGUUGGAAAGACAAUGGCGCGAGCAGAUAAAUAUGAGAAACGGUGUCCUACUUGCCAACUUGAUUGCGACCUUUGUUUCUCAGACUGCUAGUUGGGAAUCCUGAGAAGAGAGUCCACAACAAUGCUGGCAAACUGGAGUGUCUUUGCACGGCAGGAAAGACCCAGCAGCUGAAGGUGACAGGGGAUGAUUUGUAAUCUACUCCUGCAUUCGGAGGAUUUUUCUUUUUAAAUAUACGGCUGCACGUCGUUGGGGAUACUCAAGGCUUUGGGAUUCAGGCUGUCUGCUGCUUGUUUGAUUCCAGUCUUUUUCGCCCAGAGCAUGAACCUAUCCCAGGUCCCACAAUCUCCUCUUAUUCUUAAUAAAAAAAAAAAAGUUUCAUAGGUUUUUCUUGUACUAAAAGACCUUUUUUUUAUUUCGAACGGAGCAUUUGAAAAUAAAAAAAACAUACUCAUAUAGAAAUGAAAUGCUCAAUUUUUUUCUUAACAUUCCAGUAUGGUAAUGAUGACCCUUCUGAAUGCUGACUUGUUUUUGCGAUGUGUCCUAAAGAUUUUGGGAAGCGGACUGCAUGUAGAACACCAGAGAACUGUAUAUCUAGGACCUAACACUGUUCAUUACCUGAAGCAAGGAGGCCAUAGGACAUUACAAAAGUUAAAUAGAGAAUAAAGAAAACAGAGAAAAAAAAACAGCGUUGAAUCUGGUCACACAUUUGAGGACUUUCUUUUUUUAGCCAUUGCAAAGCCAUCACGAAACCAUCCCAAAGCAUCUGGUUCUCUGUGUCUAUGAGUUCUGUUGAUUACUUUCCACAGUUUGCUUAUUUGUUAUCGUGUUUGCCUGAUUUUCUUUUCUGAAGAGAAAGAAACAGCCUUAAUCAUUUCAGUUUUAUUUUUUACUUGUAUACCUCAAACUUUUUUUUUAGUCCACAAAUCCCUGAAUGAUUUUGUUUGCACACUGUAUAUUAUAUAUGGCCUGUUAGAAAAUGGGCUGUAACAUUUAUUUAUAUUUUCAUUUUGGUUUUGUAGUUGUUGUUCUAUUUAUUAUUAUUAUUAUUAUUAUUAUUAUUAUUAUUAUUAUUAUUAUUAUUAUUAUUAUUAUUAUUUUUUUUUUUUUUUUUUAAAGCAAUAGAGUGCAGAAGGCUGUCAAGAGCACAAUCUCUUGUGUAUAAAAAAAGGAAAUGUUUGCCUCUGCCGUUUAUGUUUUAACUGUGCAAUGCUGUUCUCAUCCAUACCUAACAGGCAUGCUCAAUGUGAGGUCACUGGGUCACACUGGCAACACUGUAACAAAAUCCAUGGUACUCGCUUGAGCCCUCCGCAGAUUGCUGGAAUGAUCCCAGCUCCUCCGUGAUGGGCUGGAAACAGCAAGAGUCUGACUACACAGGUUCAGCUAGCUGUGGGUUAAGCCACGGCUCUAACUAGUUUCCUUCCCCAAAAUGUGAAGAAAUGUGUGUUUGAAAAGGAAAGGGAAAUCUGUAAGGGUUGGCACUGACAUUGAUCAAAUCACCCUCCAUGCAUACAGGCCACAGGAACAAACACCCCUUUCGCAUUGGUUCAGUACAAGGACUGUAGAUAUAUACUGUAUGGAGUACUGUACUUUUUUUUUUUAUCCCAAAAGUUUGAAACUGUUGAUGCUUUAUCAUUCACACUGCAUAUCUGCAGAUACAGUGUAAGUAUUAUGGGGUUAGUUUUUAAAAUGAAUCUGAAAAAACACAGAUGACAUCAAGCCUGUUCAAGCAACGUGGUUUGAAAAAAUGAACAAGGGGCACACCUUUUGAAGCAGGUACUGUAUGACCCUGAUACACGAAGCAGAGCAUUCUUUGAUGAUUUCAUUUUCAUGACAUCGUUCUAGACUGCUGUUUAUAAACGUAUUUCAUUUAUCAAAACCGAAAAAAAAGUUUUUAAGUCAAAUCACAGAAAUGUUGCCGGAGCAGUAAACUAUUUUAUUACAGUGUUGCAGUUUUCUCCCCCAAAAAACAUCUCAAAUCCAUGCCGACGGGACUGACUGAGCAUGCUGCCACACAACCUCAUCAGCGUUUCGUUUUGUUUUAUUGUUCUUCAUGUGAGCUUCCAUUUAUCGAAAAACAAAGGGUGGUCGAAAGCAAUUUCCAUUUCAAACGUUCUAUGCAAUGAUACACAUUUGAAAAAAUAAAAUAAAACUGUUAAUAUUUAAUACCACUAUCAACGUUGUGUUUAAGAAUACAAUGAAAUUGUGUUACCAAGGAACAAAAAAAAUGGAUAGACUUGUUUGUAUUUAGCGACUGUAUGAAAUGUAUUUAUUGAAUUGAGUUUUUUUUUUAUUUUAGUGGCAUGUUUGAGACCCCUCUCCCUCUCCGUCGUGGUUGCCAAAAGGGUAAACAUAUAGCCUGUCAUUACUGUCCUCCAUACUGUAGCUUCAAGCAUGGGUCUCUAGCUAAAAUAUGUUGCACGUCCUCAUUCUGUCUUAGUGUAGUGGGGUAAUUAGUGCUCUUCAGUACUGCCAGGAUAUGCACUUGUUAUUGAAAUUAGCAUAAAAAACACACAUUACAAUCAAACUCUGCAGCAGGUUUUGUAUCCUCUGCUUAUAUUCAAAAUAUCGUGACUUGUAUGAUCAUUUUUCCAACUCUGCUGCCGUCAGCAGAAACAAAUAAACACAUUAUAUAGACCUUCCACGCUCCAGGAGGUACAAACCCCAUUUCAUCAGUCCUUCUUGGUAUCAAUAAAAAUCAUAUGUGCUGUCGUAUGAAAAUAACAACACAUGGUCUGAUUACUGUCACACUAUUGGAGAGAGCGACCAACAUACCAUACAGGAUGUGAUUGGGUAUUAUACCCAAAUCAAAAACAACAAUCAAUACAAUGAAAGGAGGAACAGUGAUAGUGUUGGUAAUGGAAUAACAAAGGGUUUGAUUCAGUGGGUGUGUACCAAUGGCUUUUACCAGGAGGCUGCAUUUUAACACGCAGUAAACUGUCCAUAGUUUUCAAAAAGCAACAGGUAAUGGUGGAUAAAACAAGAAGCACAUGCAUACAGUAGGUUUAUAGUGACAGGGUCUGUAUAAUUGAUUAUACAGGGGGUCAGUCAACCCUAUCUGUAGCUAUCACCACCUACUGUAUACAGUGCUGAUGGAGACGAUUGCUUUGAAUGGGGCUCCACUAGUACAGCCAAUACAAGAGUAGCAGCUGUGGAUUGAAGGACUCACAGGGUUGCAGUGGCAAUGCAGGCAUGUAGUGCUACUGUAUGUUCUGCUUGCUGUAUCAUUCCAGACAGAAGUGUAUACUGCCCCCUAGUGCUGCUUCUACCGUAUGAAUAACAGUGCAGAACAGCAUUUCAAGAAUUAGCCAAGUACAUCUUUUCUGAUUUCCACUCACCCAAGCCAUUAAUCAGUUGCACUGUCUAACACGCAGCGUUUAUCCAUUUAUUUUGAUGAGUUUCAGUUCUCAUGCUGCUAAAAUGUAACCUCAUUGUAUAGUGUGUAGUAUUUAGUCCAGGUGUGUUUUUGGUCCCAUGCAAGUAGUGGUCCAUGGGAAAAUGCUGAAGCUCUAAGGGGGUCGCAUCUUAAAAGACAAGGUUGGGUCCCACUGAUCCAGAGCCACACUGAACUAUAUAACAGAAUGGUAGCAUACCGUGCUUUUCCAUCUCUCUCUUUAUCUGUAUGAUGGGAUGCUACUGAUUUUCCUUAGCUUCUCCCGAGUAGCACAUUACAGUACCUUGGAGCCUCGUUUUUGGCCAUUCCCGUUGAUAAGGAUAUUACAUACUCAAUUAAAAAUAAUAUAGAUGCUUGAUAAAUGAUUAUAAGGAAGUAAAAAAUAACCCUUUACUGUACAAGAGCAAACUAGCAAUAGUAAGUCUCAUUUUGUAUGAAGUGUGUUUUUUUUUUAAAUCAUUUAUAAAGGAAUACGGGUCUAUAAAGCCUUCAGUAUUACAGACUUACUCUUCAGAAAACAGUAAAAAGGCAGAAUGUUUCUGUCCAAUAACAAGUGCAUAGCCACAUGCCACCAAAUCCUUAGCCCACAACUGAAAACACCUGGCAACCAUUUUCACUGUAAAUAAAAACUCCAAACUGUACAGCGAUCAUUGGCGUGGGUCAUCGUGUAUGUCCCAGCCCGGCCGACCUGCCAAUUCCUGCUUACUGUGUAUAAAACAAACAAACAAACAAACAAACAAACAAACAAAAACAGCAUUGUGCAGUGUGGCUGGCUCAUAUAGACUGUUGAAAAACAAAAGAACUUGUACUCAGAAACAUAUUGGUCUGUGUAGAGUUUCUAUACAUGUCGUGUUUGUAAAAUAAGAAAACUUCCUUAAAGUGAACUUGGCUUCCAUGUCAUUGUAUGGGGGGUUGGAUGUAAAAAUAAAAAAAAAGAUAACGAAAAAAAGAACAAGAAAACUAUUUUAAAAAGUUACAUUCACUGUUGUAAGUGCAAUGAGCUAUCUCACAUGUAUCCAUUGUAAAACUGUGUGUAUGUUUCAAUGUAUUCUUGUAAACAGUUGUAGUAAUUUGGUGCAUCAUGUCAUGUAAUGUGAUUAAUGAGAUAAUUACCCUACAAUACAGUUCCUUCAGGAACAAAUAAAGAAAAAAUUCAA
Molecule: messenger RNA, 19298 nt
Organism: Acipenser ruthenus (sterlet)
Lineage: Eukaryota; Metazoa; Chordata; Actinopteri; Acipenseriformes; Acipenseridae
Product: protein bassoon-like
Exons: 13
Coding region: 105-13151 (4348 amino acids)
Biological process (GO): presynaptic active zone assembly; protein localization to synapse
Cellular component (GO): GABA-ergic synapse; axon; glutamatergic synapse
Molecular function (GO): structural constituent of presynaptic active zone; metal ion binding
Source: RefSeq, a predicted model, not a curated record